AUGACAUUUAUGGUGAGUCCCACUCACAUUGAGGGCCAUAUAAAAGGCCCUCAGCAGGGUGAAUUAUCCAGACUGAAGUCACCUACACUCCUUCUCCACUCAACGACAACCUCAACAACCAGCACCAUGUGUGGCAGCUACUACGGGAACUACUAUGGCGGCCGUGGCUAUGGAUGCUGUGGCUACGGAGGCCUGGGUUGUGGCUAUGGAUCCUGCUAUGGCUGUGGCUAUGGAGGCCGGGGCUAUGGCUAUGGCUCUUGCUAUGGCUGUGGCUAUGGAGGCCGGGGCUGUGGCUAUGGAGGCCUGGGCUGUGGCUAUGGAGGCCUAGGCUGUGGCUAUGGCUGUGGCUAUGGCUAUGGCUCCCGCUCACUCUGUGGCUGUGGCUAUGGCUGUGGCUCAGGCUAUGGAUCUGGCUUUGGCUACUACUACUGA
Molecule: messenger RNA, 432 nt
Organism: Nycticebus coucang (slow loris)
Lineage: Eukaryota; Metazoa; Chordata; Mammalia; Primates; Lorisidae
Product: keratin-associated protein 6-3-like
Exons: 1
Coding region: 1-432 (143 amino acids)
Biological process (GO): keratinization
Source: RefSeq, a predicted model, not a curated record